GAGGAAGGGAAGGGAGGGAAAGGAAAGAAAGUGAAAGAGAAAGAGAAGGAAGGGAAGGGAAGGAGUAAAGAAAGAGAAGUAGGGGAGGGAGGGAAAGGAAGGAGAAAGGAAAGAGAAGGGAAGAAAAGGAAGGGGGAGGAAAGGAAAGGGAAAAGAAAAAGGAGGAAUGGAAUGGAAGAAGGGAAGGGAGGGAAGGAGAAAAGAAAGAAGGAGGGAAGGGAAAGGAAGGAAAGGAAAGGAGGAGAAAGGAAAGGAGCUAGUAAGCGGUGCCGAGGAUGCCUGCGUUUUGAAGAGAAAGAGAUUGAGAGAAGGAGGAGAAAACAGGGAAGGAAAAGAAAGGGAGGAGGGGAGGGGAGGAUGGUGCCCCUCCCUCCCUCCCUGUUCGGGAAAGGAGGGAGAGAGAGAGAGAGAGAGAGGAGGGCGCGGCCAAGGAAGGAAGGAGGGAAGGAAGGAGCGAGAGGAGGAGGAGGAGAAAGAGAAAGAGAAAGAGAGAGGACGCGGGCGCAUCGCGGCUCCGCUCCCGCGCAGUUUGCCGGGCAAAGAAGAGCCAGAAGAAGAGGAGGAGGAGGAAGGAGGGGAGGGGAGAGACCCUUCCCUCGCCCCCCCCCCUCAAAGGAGAAGGAAAGGGACCCCGAGGAAGAGGAGGAGGAGGGAGAUGCGCGGCUCCUGAGCGCCCCGGAGGCUCGCCUGCCUUGCCUCGCCUUCCCCGGGGAUCAUGCGGGAAAGAGAACGAGAACGAGGAGGAGGAAGAAGAGGCCCAGGUUGCAUGGGAAAGCAAAGCCCGCGGAGACGAUGACUGCAACUUUGGAGCCUUUGGAGCAAGGCAGCCUCCCUUCUUCUGGCGAGUCCCACCUGGAUUGAUUUCUGGAUGUCAAGGAUGAAGCUGACCUGCAUGUUCUCCUUCAUCCUGCUGUUCGGAGCAGCUGGCCUCGUGGUCUUCAUCCAUCUGCAAGACCCAGAAGAAAUCAUCCACCAGCAAACACCAGGAAUGAGAUAUCACGUGGAGUCUCAGCCGCCCAAAAAAGACUGCUCACCCGGCCGCUAUCGGGAGGGGAAGGCGCACGCCAAGGCGGAUGACGGAUUCCCGGCCGGGCCGCCGAGGCCUUCGUUGCCGACCAUGCAGCAGCAGCGCCGACUUCAGAAGCAUCCGAACCCGGUUGUGGCGAAAGGCCUUCCGAGGAAAGGCUGGGGACAUCGUUUCCCUCGGAUGCACAAACGCCGGCGGAGAUUCGUCCUCAAGAAGAGCCCCGUCCGGCUGGCGGUCAACGAGACCGUGCUGAAGACGGAGGAGGCCGAGGAUGACGUCCGGUGGAAGAACCUCUACCAGACGCAACGGGAGCGCAAGCGGAUCAUGAAGGACACCUGCUCCAAGUACAAGAGCAACAGCAAGCGCAUCGUGACGCCCUACCACGUCUCCCGCAUCUUCGUGGAGGACAAGUACCGGGUGCUGUACUGCGAGGUGCCCAAGGCCGGCUGCUCCAACUGGAAGCGGGUCUUGAUGGUCCUCAACGGCUUGGCCUCCUCCACCAGCGCCAUCCAGCACAACACCGUCCAUUACGGGAACUACCUGAAGCGCUUGGACGGCUUCGACCGCAAGGGCAUCAACCACCGGCUGAGCACGUACACCAAGAUGCUCUUCGUCCGCGAACCCUUCGAGAAGCUGGUCUCGGCCUUCCGGGACAAGUUCGAGCACCCCAACAACUACUACCACCCCGUCUUUGGCCGGCCCAUCGUGUCCAAGUACCGGGCCAACGCCACCAAGGAGGCCCUUCGGACGGGUUCCGGGGUCACCUUCCCCGAGUUCAUCCAGUACCUGCUGGACGUGCACCGGCCGGUGGGGAUGGACAUCCACUGGGAGCACGUCAACCGCCUCUGCAGCCCGUGCGUCAUCGACUACGACUUCAUCGGGAGGUUUGAAACCAUGGAGGAGGACGCCAACUUCUUCCUGCAUUUGGUCAAAGCCCCCCAGAACUUGACUUUCCCGCGGUUUAAGGACCGGCACUCCGACGAGGAGCGGACCACCACGCAGAUCACGAGACAGUAUUUCCAGCAACUCUCCCCGUCUCAGCGGCAGCGUAGUUACGAUUUCUACUAUAUGGAUUAUCUCAUGUUUAAUUACUCCAAGCCCUUUGAAGACUUGUAUUGACACUCAGUGAGUGCGGGGCCACCGGUGCAAGAUCCUGGUGGAGCCGCUCCUAUGCAGUGUGUAUACUGCCGUUGCAAAUAAGAUCGCAGCGUCCGUAUAUCAUGGGUAUACGCCAUUUGCUGUCUCUUUCUUCCCAAAGGCAGUGGGGGGAAUGGCAUUUGGAAAGAUGGGAAAUUGCAGUGUUGUUGUCAUCCAACUACAAUUCCCAAAGUUUGGAGUGGGCAGCCAUGGUGGGUUGUGGGGCUGGUUUUCAGCCUUUAACUAACCCUUGUGAUGCCCCAUAGACUGUUGGAAAUGUCAAUAUGUUGAAAUGUCCAGAAGUCACUUUGAGAUGUUCAACAGUUGGAGGGAACACCCUGCGAUCUAUUUUCUUGGAAGGCGAAUGGGUCCGAGGCCGCCAAAAAUAGAUUUGGGGGCAACAGACCCAACCUCAAACGCAUAUAGACUUGCAAUGUCUGAGUUAAGCUCCACAUUCAGGACAAUUACUGGCACAACUUGGGAAGCACAUUUGAUCCUCACGUUUUCUAAAGGCAGCGAGUGAAUCCCAGCCUUGUGGUAGAAUCAGAGCAGGUCCAAGGUAAUUUUCAAGUGUAGGCGAACGGAAAUUUUGGUGUCCCCCCUCCCCCCCCCCAAAAAAACCAGUCACUGAAAAAUAAAAGUGUUGGAUAAGGGAAAAUCUUGGAUAAUAAGGAGGGAUUAAGGAAAAACCUAAAUAAAGAGCAACACUCUGAAAACUCUGAUUUAAGUUAUGUGAUGAAGUGGAUACUAGAUUUGCAAUGUCUGAAUUAAGUUCCACAUUUGGGACAAUUUCUGGCACAAUCUGGGAAGCACAUCCAAUCCUCACGUUUUCCAAAGGCAGCAAGUGAAUCCCAGCCUUGCGGCACAAUCCAUUCCAUUUUUUAAAAGAUCAGUUCGAAACAUCAUAGACAAUCAAAUUACUCUUAGAACUGCAAAGUUGGUACAAUAAAUGUGUGAAUUGUCCAUGCCUUUAAAUGAAAUAUCCCAGGCGACAAAACAGAACAGGAUGUACAAUUAGGAUCCAUGCAACAUGUUUGUUGUCUCCAGCAAAUGACCAUUCCUGGUGCCCUGUGACCUCGACAUUUGCAGCAUUUAGACUUCCGAAGGCAGGGCUCCCAAUAAAGCACACGGUUUCUUUUGUUUUCUUAUA
Messenger RNA from Anolis carolinensis (green anole), 3314 nucleotides. RefSeq names its product carbohydrate sulfotransferase 8 (gene chst8). NCBI's taxonomy places the organism in Eukaryota, Metazoa, Chordata, Lepidosauria, Squamata, Anolidae. Gene Ontology annotation, molecular function: sulfotransferase activity. The record is from RefSeq and is a predicted model, not a curated record. The transcript has 4 exons. The coding region runs from base 869 to 2146 and encodes 425 amino acids. Gene Ontology annotation, biological process: carbohydrate biosynthetic process; proteoglycan biosynthetic process. Gene Ontology annotation, cellular component: membrane.